Asterias rubens (European starfish) is the source of this 5167-nucleotide messenger RNA. RefSeq names its product sushi domain-containing protein 2-like. The coding region runs from base 131 to 3568 and encodes 1145 amino acids. NCBI's taxonomy places the organism in Eukaryota, Metazoa, Echinodermata, Asteroidea, Forcipulatida, Asteriidae. The record is from RefSeq and is a predicted model, not a curated record. Gene Ontology annotation, biological process: cell-matrix adhesion. The transcript has 21 exons.
GUGUGGAGCGGAGCAGACGUUUUUUGUUUCUACACGCUCUUUUUAGGCGGGAACGCAGGGAAGUUGUUGCAAAUACUGACGACAGUAUCUUUUCAGUGAAACAUUGUCUCUGCGACGCAGUUUAUGCAAGAUGGCGUCUAAAACAUGCGGAUUAUUUAUUCUUCUUGCUGUGGUUUCAUCAACAUUGGCGGCUUGCGAGGAAGAUGACAGGCUCACACAAGACCAGUUAUUUAACUUUGGGGUUUUGACGGGAGACAGGCUACUACCCAUUGAGAAUGAUGCAUACGUGGAGCUGAAUCUGAAAAGUCCGCUCACGUACUACGGGAAGAAAUACUCGUCAAUAUUUAUCAAUGACAAUGGAGUGCUGUCAUUUGUCAAUGCUGCCGGGUUGUUUAAAUGGCAGGAACUACCUCUUCCACCAAUGGCGGAUAAGAAGAACAUCUUGAUAGCACCAUUCAUGGCAAACAUUGAUCUAGAAGUCGCUGGCAAAGUAUACUACAGAGAGACGACCGACUCUGCCGAGCUGGAACGAGCCGUUGGAAAGAUCCGGCAAUAUUUUGUCAGGAACAGCGAGUUCCAGCCCAGUAGUUUGCUCAUUGUCACAUGGGAUCAAGUCGGAUUUUUCGGAUCAGCAGUGCCGUCAGUUGUGAACACCUUCCAAUGUGUAGUUGUGUCUGACACAGUCAACACAUUUGUUUUUUUCCUCUACCGGAAUAUUACUUGGAUCACUGACGUAGGGAGCGGUGGUAAUAAGGACACAGGCAUUGGAUUCAACCAACCUCAGGUCGGCUUUGAUGCAGGAGACUCAAGAAAUAAUGAGAUUUAUGAUCUGGGAGACUUAGUCGACGGGGCGCUAGAUCUUCCAUGUGCCUCAAACGUGGAUCCAAAAGACCCACCAGGUUUCUUCAUUUAUAAAGUGUCUGGAUCUAAAGUGGAGAGCCCAAAAUGUGGUCCGAGCGAGCCACUGCAGCUUUACCCCGACUAUGCCGGUAUGUUCGGCGGUACCAAAGUCACCGUUGGCGGGUUUUGCUUCAGUGAAAACGAUGUCAUUGAGGCCAAAUUUGGAACUGCCGGUAAGAUCACUUGCACCUACGUGAGUCGUUACCAGGCGUCGUGUGUCGUGCCAAGAAUGAAUAGUGUCGGUGAUGUGGACAUGACGUUGUCUGAUGGAUCCAGAGAUAUGACCGGCACCAUGAGGAUCAUGCCCCUUACAUCGCAGCCCCCGACAGUGAGUCGUACGGACCCAUACGAGAGGAAAUGGCUCCAAUCAGGUAACCAGCUCCAGAUCACAUGGGAUAGAAAUAGUCUGGUCUCCGAUCUUGUAAACAUCAACAUAUUGAGCUACAAGGCGGGAGAAAGGAACGAAACCACGAACACGGCCUCCCCAGAAUGGGUGGAGACCGUAAUCGCAGUCAACGUUUCAAACAGUGGGAGAUACUCAUUUACCUCAACAGGGCUCCCAGAUAUUGACCAAACUAACGCAAUGGGAGUCUUCCGUAUCUCCGCCUCUUCUAAACCGGAUGGUGUGACCCUCACUGGUGACCUGCACUUCUUGGGUUACCUCAUCAAGACUACAAGGUACCAGGACAACCCAGAAGAUUGGUCGCAAGAGUACUGUAAAGAUUGGUUUGAUGAGGAUCAGUAUGAGCCGGCAUUUGCACAGGACGUCAACGCUUGCCCGUGCACCCUACAGCAGGCGCUAGCGGAUCAGGCUCGCUUUGUCGCCAACCCGUGGUGCGAUUCCACAUUGCAGAGUCCUGAGGGCAUCAAGGCACUUGAUUUCUGCUUCGCGAGACCUGGGAUCAAACAUUGCGCUCUGGAUAUCCUUCAGAGUCCAACCCGCUCUGCCAGUGAAUGCUGCUAUGACGGAGACGACAACCUGGUCUAUGCCCAAGACUCCAUCUAUGGCAGUUUCUCCAAUCGUGUUAGUCGUUUCAGCGGGACCAGUCCGCCACUCGACAGUGUGACUAGCGAUCUGGUGCCGUAUAUGUUCUGUAUUGUGGUAGGCAGUGACCCAGACCACUACUACCAGCGAGCGAGGCCAACACGCGACUGUAAAGAUUACAAGCCAGUUCGACCUGCGAUUGUUUACGGUGACCCGCACUUUGUGACCUUUGACAACAUGAGUUACACCUUCAAUGGUUACGGCGAGUAUGUCCUUCUCAAGACGAAAGACGCCACCACUAAGACGGAGUUCCGCAUGGAGGGAAGAUUUGAAAGAGUUAUGAAUUCUGGAGGAGAUGCCGUGAAUGCUACAGUUUUGACAACUCUUGCGAUACGUGAGAGCAAUGACGACGACAAUCGCAUCCAGAUUGAGGCAAAUGACAUAACAAUGAUGAAUCUAAGAGUGGGACAGACCGCUAAACUGCAGGACAUCGGAAACAGUAGAUGGCAACAGUAUGGAAAUUUCUUGGUGAUUUUCCCUGGUAACACCGGCACAGGAGUAAUAUCCAAGAUGGUAUUCCUAUUCAAGCAGUCACAGAUCGGGAUUGUCGUUGAGGCAGGGGACCAGUUGGUGUGUAGCAUGGUGUUGCUCCCAGAAGACUUUAAGGGACUUAAUGAGAUUGAGGGAUUACUAGGGAGCUGGGACGGAGACAUGUCUAAUGACCUCAAGGAUCCCAAGGGAAACACUCUCCCUAAAACAGCCUCCUCGCAAACCAUCUUCUCGGACUUUGGACAAAAAUGGGAGGCCUUUCCACCGACGAUAUUCACCUACAUUGGAGAUAAGUUCACCCAUGGAGAGUACCAGUUCAAUGACUUCACCCCUAUCUUCAACCCACCUGAUGAUGUGCCUUCCAGGGAACUCAAAUCAGUCUGUGGUGAAGAUGAAGCAUGCAUAUUUGACUACCAGAUGACAGGUCUAGCAUCAAUUGCAGCACACACUCGUAUGGGAUCGGAAAUGGUGCAGAAAACAAUGGCCGCUUCUAACAAAGUAUUGAUGUGUCCGUAUAUACCAACACCUGCCCGUGGGUCCAAGACCUUUGUUGAAGCCACCAAUCAUGCUCCAGGCUCUGUGAUUGAAUUCAAAUGUGACGAUGGAUACAUCUUCCUUGGUGAAUCUCAUCGUGAAUGUAAGGAGAACCAGCAGUGGUCUGACGCUUCGGAACCUUCCUGCUUCGAGGUGAAGUGUGGCACACUGGAUCCACCGUCAUAUGGAAACAUGAAGGUAGAGGUCACGGGAGAAGUGAUUACAGCCACUUUCACGUGCGACAACGGUGCCGAGAUGACCGGCAGUGCUACCAGAGUAUGCGGAGCUGAUGAGAAGUGGACUGGAGAGGAGACUAAGUGCACACCGCCCGCGGGUAGUAACACAGCUGUCAUUGUUGUUGUUGUCAUCAUAGUCAUUGUUGUCAUUGUAGCUGCAGUCGUUCUUGGUGUAUAUUUUUACAAAAAGAAGCAACUGACAGCCUCUCAGACGGUGACCAGGCCGCCAGAUAGCGCCUACCAACCCGUUGAAACAACUGCAGCUGGCGAGGGCGGAGACAUAGAAAUGGGUGCCAAGAACUCCAAGUCUGCGGAAGAUGACGGUGGAUUUAGCGACAAACCUGAUGAUAGAGAUCUAAAAUAGUAGAUGACGCAAUAUGUCACUAAUUUGUACAAGACCGCCCUCUGUUGAAAGUGUGAGAGGCGCAUUACAAGAAUCUCCCACUAAAGGGUUUUGAUACUUUUUGUAGAUCAAGUUGUUGGCUAUAUCCUACUCACUGUGAAUGAAGACACUAGGGUGUGCUUUAAAUGGGUGAUUCACGUAAUGGAAACGUUGUACUAUGUCAGUCAGCGGUUAAUCAUACAUAGGUUAGGUUGUUAGCAAAACUAAGUAAUUUUCACCGGUUUCGUUUGGUUUGUAAUUUUGUAUGGUUUGUGAUUUUCAAAUAACAACGAUGUACAUAAAAACAAUGAUAGUUGCUUGCAUAUAAUUACAUAACAAUAAAUUUGUAUUCAAGGGAAAAAGAAUAUUCUGCCAAGUAAUAGUAAAAACAUUACCUUAAGAAAUGUUUUAAUGUAAAUAAAGUAAUAUCACUGUUCCCCAUAAUAAAUCUACUUUAGAAAGUUCUGAUUGUGUACACACAUUCUUAUGGCCUGGCGGUUUGUGCUUGAAAAAUGUUAAGCAGUUUAAGGCCGCAAGCAUGUCACUACUUAAAAGCUCAAUUAAAGAUUUUCCAAGUUUCACCACUUAAACUCCAAAACUAUACAUCCGUUUCACCAGUGGAUGUGUUUACAUUGAAUUAUUUCGGUCAUAAUGGAUGAGCAGUUACUGCGUGAUUCAAUUAAGUCCACUGUUUGGAAGGAGUUACAUGAAGAUAACAGGUGUUAGUUGUCAGAUGAAAAAGAUGUUUUUGUUCUAGCCCCUUUCUUUAAUGUAGCUUUCCAGUAAUGUGCUAUUUAGCUCUGUGCAACUAGCCUGAAUCAUUUCAGAGAACAGUGGAUGUCACCUAGAGUUCUCACAAAGGUCUCCCUUUAAUACCGAGAACUUUUUAAAACUUUGAAAUUAACGCAAUGUACUUUAAAAUGGAAAGAAGGUGGGGUAUCUUUGCUCGCCCCAUCAAGGACCUCAGUUCGAAUCACGCCUGGGCACUAGGUGGGUUCAGGUUCGAGUCCCAUGCUGACUGUGUUUUAGCUAUAUAAUAAUUAUGUGGGGUUUUCCUCCCACAUCUAAAUUCUGAAACCACUAUCCUCAUCUUCUCUCACUUGGGUCAUUUGUUGGUGCAGGGAUUAAUUUUGCUUUUCUGAGAGUCCUUGGCUUGUGAAACCAAGAAUACUUUAAAUAACAAAUGAACUGAACUAAAAAUAUACCUUUUGGGAAAGUACUGUACUUGCUGGGUCUGUGGAUGUGUUUUAGAGCAAUUUUGUUGUCAGUAAAUUUGUGGGCUAUAGUUGGUGUUUGUGUUUGACCAUAGCAUUAGACCUUGGCACUUUCUCAAAACUAUUCCAAGAUAAGUUGUUGAAAAGUUAUCCAUAAUGGGUAAGUCAUUGAGGAUAAGUUGUGUAAUGAAUGUUCCAUUACAGUUAGAUAUUGGCCCAGUACAAAACGUAUUAUCUGUACUGUGUUGACAGACUCCUCAAUGAUCAGUCUGUGGUUUAGCCAAAAUGAUAAGGGCUCAAUUUCAAAGAGCUGCUAAGCACACAAAUUUGCUAAGCAUGAAAUUUCUUCUUUGAUAAAAACAGGAUU